This is a messenger RNA of Neodiprion virginianus, 2489 nucleotides long. RefSeq names its product vacuolar protein sorting-associated protein 37A (gene Vsp37A). NCBI's taxonomy places the organism in Eukaryota, Metazoa, Arthropoda, Insecta, Hymenoptera, Diprionidae. The record is from RefSeq and is a predicted model, not a curated record. The transcript has 5 exons. The coding region runs from base 221 to 1504 and encodes 427 amino acids. Gene Ontology annotation, cellular component: ESCRT I complex. Gene Ontology annotation, biological process: protein targeting to vacuole; ubiquitin-dependent protein catabolic process via the multivesicular body sorting pathway; protein targeting to membrane.
GCUCUCAACCAUUGUCAACCAGAGAGAAACCUUGUCAACCAAUGUCAACCAUAUCUCCUGAUGUCAUGAAACUCGAAACGUGUAUAUCGAUAUUCGACAGACCCUAAUGGGGUGAAGUUGGUCACCAUUACAAAACAUAUGUUCCGGAUGGUUGGUUUGACGGUUUUGACAGUGGGAUUGACGGAUAAGCGAAUGAUUUAUCCGAUAUCAAAGCAUUUAAAUGUUAUCGCGAAUAUUCCGUGGAGAAAAUGAGAAUGCCUCUGUUAAGAGAAAGCGGCAAAUUGACACCCUGAAAAUUUUUAACGACAACGUAGUCGAACUGAGAGAGGAUGUGGAGUACCAAGUUCAGUUUGAUGCAGGGGAUAAGCGAAUGGCUAUCAUGGUCUCGCUCUCGCCUGAAUUUCCCCUAGAAAAACCUGUUCUCAGAGUAUCUCCUCCGAUAAAUCAUCCAUGGUGCAACGAGCACAAUGAAAUCGUCAAUGCUCCGGGACUAUUAAAUUUUACGGUACACAGCGACCUUGGCAGGGUCGUCCAAGCCAUCAUUAGAGAGUUCAGUAAAAACCCACCAAAGCUUAUCGAAGAUAGUCCACCGCCGGUCUCUUCCGUAUGCCACAGAGAUUUGAAUGAUAGAGUAUCGCCGUCCUAUGCCCUGCAACAACAAUACCCUGAGAUACCGUCGACUUCGUAUAAUUCUUAUUACAACACCCACUACCCGCAAUAUUCGUCGUCAAGUACAAACACGAACAACACAGGUUACAAUUAUAACUACAAAAACUCGGGUAACACAUAUGCGAUAGAGAGUCAAGCUAAGUCCUUUGCUUCGACUUCACAUCUUUCUACUUAUUCGCCGAGUUCUACCAGCAAUUCUUUGCACAGUACUAAAGCUCCGUGUUAUUCCUCCAAUCAAUAUGCCAACACCCCUUACCUCAACUCGCAUUAUGGCGGCACGAAUUAUGGACAAACGGCGCAGACUAACGUCAGGUCAAAAACACCUCAGUGCUCGGAAUUUCCAGAAUUAAACGAUCUGAGUACAGAGGAACUGCAAAAACUCGGUGACAAUGUCGAUAGAUUAGACGAGUUUUUGGAAAAGCAUUCCCAGAUUAAGGAUCUCAAUACCACAGUAGAAGACGCCAUCGAUUGGGUCGAAAAUACAGCCAGGGGAAAUCUGCUGAAGGAAUCUGAACUCGAAGAACUUAGAAAUCAAGUAGCAGAGAAAGCGGAAAGAGUAACGAUUCUAAAAGCUAGAUAUGACCAGCUUAAUCAGAAGUACAAUAAAUUAUCAGAAGUGUUCACGCCAGAUCACAUAAAGAACUGCUUAAAACAUGCGGCUGACGAAAGCCAUGAAAAGAGUGAAGCGAUUGCGGAAGAUUUUUUGAACAGAAAAAUUGAUGUCGAACGUUUUUUGAGCACUUACGUAGAAUGUCGAAAGCUUGGACAGGCACGGCGAACUAAGGAAGAAAAGUUAGCUCACCAAUUGAACGAACUGAAACGGGCUGGUUACUAACAAUGUUAUUAACAAAAGUGUAAAAUUCCGUUUUUCUAACUAACCCAAUGAACUGUACAUAAUAUUUAGUUAAAUUAAAUGAUAAUUGCGAAUUUGAAAUUUUGCAUUUACAUACUAUACAUCAUACUUGUCAGUGCUGCUACUAGCAUCGAAAAUAAUUCUAAAAUUAUCGAACACACGAUGUGCUACAGAAGGAACGUUAUCAUGUCAUGUGAUAGGUUUCAAAUUAAUUUGACUCAAUGUCAUAACCAUCAAUUUGAACAUCAAAUUAAUUUGAAAAGUGAUUUGGCGAUGGCCUGCAAUGUAUUUUUUACUACGUAAAUAUCAUGAAAUACAUACAGUCAAUUUUAUUGCAUUACACGCUGUGUCGUCUGGUUUUGUAAAUGUUCCUAAUAUUGUAAUAGUAUUGGCUAAUGCGAGAAUGUUAAAACAUGUAGAUUGAAAAAAACCUAAACCUUGCUUUGACAGACGUCAAGAUGAAACACAGAAAAGACACGGAGCUUUGAUAGCAGCAUUCAUUCGUCCAAUAUACUCAUUUCAUAUCUAGUCUAUCGAGUGAAGUUAAUUGAUAUUGACUCGGAGAAAUUAAUCAACUCGUAAAACAGGUGACUCAUUCCUUCAUUACUUACAUCGAACUGAUAAUGAUCAUCCCAAAAAUUUGAUAGUAUUCAGUUAUUUUUUUGAACUUAAAACAGCACUGCAUAUUAUAUGUCUAUAAAUAACUUGCACUCAUACAGACGAAUUAUGCUGCAAUCGAAAUUCUGUCAUAGGGCCAGUCAAGUGGUGUUGAUAGUUCAAAAGUAAUAAAAUUUUCAACACCAGUUGCUGGUUCGUGAGCUUAUGUUGAGUUGAAAAAUGUGCAUUCUUGAAACACGCAUUAUGCUUCACAUUGGUCUUGCAUUGCUGUGUCUACUUUAAGGAUUGAAAAUCUUUAGUGAUAAUUGUAUCAUACUAGGAUUUCCGAAAAUAUAAACGAUUAUUUAUA